Mucor velutinosus is the source of this 651-nucleotide messenger RNA. It is a transcript of the gene TSC10, whose product is annotated as 3-dehydrosphinganine reductase. Gene Ontology annotation, molecular function: ER lumen protein retrieval receptor activity. Gene Ontology annotation, cellular component: membrane; cis-Golgi network; endoplasmic reticulum. The coding region runs from base 1 to 651 and encodes 216 amino acids. The record is from RefSeq and is a predicted model, not a curated record. The transcript has 5 exons. NCBI's taxonomy places the organism in Eukaryota, Fungi, Mucoromycota, Mucoromycetes, Mucorales, Mucoraceae. Gene Ontology annotation, biological process: protein retention in ER lumen; endoplasmic reticulum to Golgi vesicle-mediated transport.
AUGAACAUUUUUCGUCUUUGUGCAGAUCUAACACAUUUAGCGUCCAUCUUUAUUUUGCUCGCAAAGAUUAGACAGAGUCGUUCGUGUGUCGGUAUUUCGCUCAAAACUCAAAUCCUAUUCUGUGUCGUCUUCUUGACGCGAUACAUUGAUGUCGUCUAUAAAUUCCACUCUGUUUACAACACUUGCAUGAAACUCUUCUUCAUUGCCUCGUCCUUUUAUGUCUUGUAUUUGAUGAUGAAGAAGUUCAAGGCCACUUACGACCCUAAUCUCGACACUUUCCGUAACGAAUAUCUGCUCGUAUUCGCCGCUGUCUUGUCUGUUUUGCUCUGUUACGAGUAUACUCCUGUUGAGAUUCUUUGGUCUUUCUCCAUCUGGUUGGAGUCGGUCGCUAUUUUACCACAAUUAUUCAUGCUGCAACGCACUGGUGAAGCAGAGACGAUCACAACACAUUACAUUUUUGCCUUGGGUGCUUACCGCACGCUUUACUUGUUCAACUGGAUUUAUCGUUACUAUUUCGAAGAGAAUUACUCUGUGGAUUGGAUUGCCUCUGUUGCCGGAUUAUUGCAAACUGCUUUAUAUAGUGAUUUCUUUUAUAUUUAUUACGUCAAGGUUGUAAAAGGAGAGAAGUUUGAAUUGCCGAAGGUUGCUUAA